AUGCACCAACUCCAGACUCCCAUGGUAACCACUGCUCUCUACAAGAGUUGCGUGGACCGCAUGGUCUCAUACAGGGCGGUUGUCAAGACAAUCAGCACCACAAACGAAACAGUCUUCAAAGCACGGUCACCAAGAUGGGCGAAGCCAACCACCAACCCGAUCCCCAUGCCAUUCAAGUCAGAACGCCAACAGCUACUAUCCGACCUGGAGCAGCUCAUCAUUCUCACGAUCCUUAACGAUGACAAUGAAGGAACAGAGGAUGCAAUCGCGCUGUACCACCCUGUUGAUGAGUCGCGCUAG
Molecule: messenger RNA, 300 nt
Organism: Gamsiella multidivaricata
Lineage: Eukaryota; Fungi; Mortierellomycota; Mortierellomycetes; Mortierellales; Mortierellaceae
Exons: 2
Coding region: 1-300 (99 amino acids)
Source: RefSeq, a predicted model, not a curated record